Molecule: messenger RNA, 3594 nt
Organism: Symphalangus syndactylus (siamang)
Lineage: Eukaryota; Metazoa; Chordata; Mammalia; Primates; Hylobatidae
Product: homeobox protein ARX-like
Source: RefSeq, a predicted model, not a curated record
AUGGAGUACUUGAGCUUUUUCAAGGGGCGUGUUAAGUUUCUUGCAGCUUGCAUCUUAGCAUCCAGAGUGCUCUGCCAAACCCAGCCCCAAAAAGGCUUCCCCAGACCCCCUGGAGAGCAGGAUCCCCUCAACCGGACUUUGGGUGAGAACGGAACAGAACCAGAGAGUCUAUGUGUUAGUCAUCAACUACCCCUAGGGGAGAGUGGUGCCAGGAGGCCACACCGCAACGUGCACUGCCUUCUGCAUGCGGCGCCUUCGCCCUGGAGAAGCAAUCGACUGGCCCGGGUGACUCAAGGACUGUACAGAGAUGUGUUCUGCAAACGUUCUCCAAGGGCUCUGGGGAUAGGUUGGGUCUCGCUCCCAAAUCGGCUGGCACCAGGCAGGUCUGCCCCUUACUCCCGCAGUCACCCCACCCGGGGUGGGAGUGGUCAAGGAAGCCGCAAAUCGGAGCGCAGUUUCCGCACACACGCACGCCUCCUCCCCGCGCCCUCAUCAGGAGCGCACCCCCUGACUUUAGGUCCAUGCCCCGGCCGCGAGCGCGUGCUAGCAAGGCCUUCCGCCACACAUACACACACGCCGCGACCAGAGGCGACCAGAGCAGCGGCCGGCUUCCUGCCAGGUGCAGUCCUGGGACCUGAAGUCCACGCGCCGGAACUGGGACCAGAAGCCGGAGGACCCCAGCGCAGAAGACGCGGAGGCACACAGCUUCAUCGACCGCGCUUCCAGAUAGCGUCUCAGCCCAGAAUCCGUAACGAAGACACCAGCGACCUCAGCUUGGGCUUCCUGUUCCAUGAGCUCGAGGAAGGCGACGAUGAGAAGACUGUAGGGACCUCGGAGACUGAAGCGGGAGGAGAAGAUGAGAAGAAAAUAUGGUCCGAACCCGAGCAGGGAGCAGGAGCAGAAGAAUGUCACCGCUGCGCGGGAGCUGCUGAACCCAUGAUUGACGAGAACCAGAAGGGAGGCGGUGGCGACCCGGAGCCCAGGCACCAGCAGCCUGAGGACUCGGUCCAGGACUCCUCCUCCUCAGAGCCGCAGCCCCAAGAUCAGCAGCAGCAUCUCUUCUCCCCCACUUUCAGCGGGUUGCACCUGAAGGGGCUGCACAGCAUUUUCCAACGCUCUCAAUAUUCCAACGAGUUCGCUCGAAAGGAGCUUGCAAUAUGCAUGGAUGAGAGUGAAGCUGAAGUGGAAACUAGUACACCCGAUGAAAGCAAUUGAUCAGAGUAGCCACUCUGAAACCUGCUUAAGUCCUUGGAUACCUUGGAUCCCUUUGUCCUACAUGUUCUCAAGUUGGCCUGUUUUUUUGCCUUUUCUAUGUUUGCAAAGCGAGUUUUGAACUUUAUGGGGUGAAAAAUGGGAUAAGGAAACCCCAGCUUACGGAAAUUUCCCAUUACCAGAGAGAAUGUGAUUUCUAAUGGAAAAACAAAACCAAAUAUACCAAACUGCUAUUUCUAUUUCCUGUACAAAAUUUAGUAUAGAUAAAUUUCAAUUCCUUCUAACAAUAGUAUCCUUUAGAGAAUACUAUUGUGUGGAGUUAUACUGGGACAUAGUCUGAUUUAGAAGUAUACAAAUUAAUGCACCAAGGAGCUAGGAUGUGAGAAGGUUCAACUGUGUUUAAAGCAUUUAAACCAGGCUAAGUUCUUAGCUCAAUGAGUGAAUUUAUAAAUAUUCAGGCAUUGGGGUAAGGGACUAAGUCACACACGCAGAGAACACACUAUAUGAGUAAUUAAUGUAUGUUUAGUUUCACUGAGACUGAUGGGGAGGAGAUAGCUUAGAAGUCCAAGUGCCUGGUGGUCCUGCUGUUGUUUUUAAGUGCCUGAUGAAGCCAUUUAGAAAGUGGCAGCCCUCAAUUUUAAUUUUCUGGAAUACUUCCCUGAAAACACUGCUAAUAUACUCACAUUACAGUGGCUGUGAGGGGCGGGGAACGGGUUUGCAAGCUGGAGAUUUGUCUAAAAAUGGGAAUAAACAACAAUUUUGAAUAAGCUUCCACUCACCUAAGAAGGGUGAAAAGGUUAAAGAGAGUUGCACACACUCAAGUAUGUACCUUGAAGAUAUGGCACAAAUUGAACUUUAUGAGUGAAUAUUGUCUUGAAUUUCUAACAACUGAGGAAUUUUUUGGUGGGACUGCCUAAAGAGGUGGGCUUUAUGAAAUAUGUUUGGUGGGGUAGGGCAUGCUCAAUUUAGACAAGACUCUUACCUGUGCUAAUUUGAAAUACUUUUUCAUUUUCCCAGGCAGUUGAUGAUUAAUUUGUGGGUCAUGGGUUCAACAGAUUACUAAGAUUACAUAAGUUUUAGUAAGAGUGUUUUUUCAAAACAAAAUCAAAACCCGGGAUGAGGUUAUGAGACUCACUCUGCAGUUUGUGUGAGUGCAAUGAUGGAAAGGAGCUGCAGAACUGGUGUGGGUGACUUUUAGUGAAUUUAGACCUAGUUUGGCCAAAUUUUGCUCAACUCUGCAGGCUAAAAUAGCAGGGCAAUAUCCACAGCCUCAGGACUUUUGUCCCAGCUAGAUAAGCCACAAACUCUCUGGGGCCCCACAACCAAGCCUUUUUAUUUUUUCAGACCACCUUUUUCACUCUCAGGAGUUUUCAGAGGAUGAAUGGCCUUAGACAUCUUUGAGGAAACCUGACUAAAAAUCUAACCUGCUCCUAUUGAUUUAGUUACUUCAGAUUGAAGAUGGGCUUUUCAAAGCGGGGGAUGUUCGCCUUCGUAUAACUCUAAAUGAGGCCCACUUUAUACCUUGCUCAACUAUCCCCACAACCAGGAUGCCAUGAUCCCUAAUGAAGGGGUAGCAAAGGCAGCUGGACACCCUGAUGGUCCACUGUCAGGAUACUGACACUUCUUCAUCCUGUUACCAAGCAUGGCAUUAACAGCAGAUACUGACUGCAAUGUGUCCAUGAGACUCACAUCCAGGAGGUUGGAAAAAACCAUUAAAGAAUAUUAACAAUGGGAGGAGAGAGACAAAGCCAUAUGCAUAGCCCAAAACAGAACUUAAGGGAAGGCGGUACAGGAUUAACUUUCUUAAAAUAUUUUUCCAAUAAAGAAAUAGCUUCUCCCAUUGGAGUUUAAAAUGUCAAAGGCAUAGAGUUACCUUGUUGUGGGUUUAUUUUUUCUUAUGAUAUUAAUUGUUCGAUAUAUUAAACCGAUCCCUUUAUAAGACCUCCGAUUAAAGGUUUGCUUUAAAAAUAGGAAGGUCAAGUAAAGGAGAUGUCAGGGGGCACUAAUUAAUGUUCAGAAAUAACAUGACAGUGGCCCUGUCACCCUGGGCCACUGCGUAGGCAUAAUCUUGGAUGGGCCCUAUCAUGUCAUCCGUGUUCCAGAGCCCUAUUGGAGAUGGGCUCUUCUGGAGCCACCACUGCCCAGGUUGCCUACACCACCCAUGCCUCCUCUGCUCUUGCCUUCCUUUGGCCUGGGCCCAGUUGGCCUAGAAUGAGCCCAUGUCAUCAGCUGUCAUUUUGUAGUCUCCCUUCUCUAAGGUACUGUCUUCAUGACAGUUUCAAAACUGUUUUUCUGGCAGAUUCUAAUUGUGCAGGGCAUAAUAUGAAGAGCAGUUCACCAAAUGCCUGUUACAUAAAUUGAAUAAACAAAGUCAGUGCCCCA